UUUUUUUCUUUUCUUAUUUCGUUUCAAGACCACUCUCUAUUCCUCUAUUUCUCAGCAAGAGCUUUUACGCCUACACAUUUAUUACGUGUUAUCGUUCAGUCAACGUCGUCGUCGAAGAAGGAAAAAAAAACAGUAUUAAAUUCAUAAGUCAUGGAUCCCCGAAAGACUCGUUUUUCACCUUAUGAAGUUCGCGGUGGUCCUGGCGGAGGAGCAAGAGGAGGAUUCCGUGGGGGAAAUCAAGCACCUCAUCAACAGCAACAGCAGCAACAACGUGACGAUUUUUAUGGUCGUGCCAAUGGUGGCGGUGGUGGUGGCCCUGGCGGUGAACCAAGAAGAAAUAUGUUUAACAACGACAGAGGAAUGAGUGGUGGUGGUGGAGGUGGUGGCGCCAUGAUGAGAGCUAAAGGUUCACGAUUCCAACCACAGCAGCCUCAGCAGCACCAGCAAUAUCAACAGCAAAGACCUUCAUCAGAGUAUAACGACUUUAUGAACACGUCCAAUCUAAGCCGAUCGUCAUUCAAUUCUCCAAGUCCAAGUAGUUAUCAAACAGCACCUCCUCGUAGAACAGGUCAAAGUCGUUGGGAGCCCAAAAAAGAAAGUUGGGACGAGGAUCGUGUUUCUUUGAACAAUGAUGAUGAUUCGAGAAGAUCUGUUGAAAGGCUUCCUUCCCACAUAGAGCAACGUGUAGCACGAGAAAAACCUUGCCGAACAUUAUUUGUGAGAAAUAUUCAGUACAAUCUCAAGGCACAUGAAAUUAAGGAAAUGUAUGAGAAAUUCGGAGAAGUCAAGGAAGUUUUCAAUCUGAUCGAAAGCCGAGGCAUGGUGUUUGUCACCUUUCACGACAUAAGAGCGGCAGAGAGAGCAAAGGAAGCUACUCAAGGCAUGUUUCUGGCAAAUCGGAGAAUCGAUGUUCACUAUUCAUUGCCUAAAGAAGAGGAAGAGAAUGCAAAAUGUGAUCGUAGCAAGAACCAGGGUACUUUACUUUUUACAUUGAAGAACACUGAAGCCUGGUUACAAGAUGAUCAAUUGUACGACUAUUUUGCCCAGUUUGGUGAAGUCAAAAUUAUUCGAACACCCCAUUUCAGACAUCACACUGAAAACAAUGAGAGAAGACAACGAUUCGUAGAGUUUUUUGAUUCUCGGGCUUGCGUUGACGCGUUUGACAAUUGUCAUGGAAAGGAAUACAAGGGCGGCCGCUGGGAUGUAUCGUUCUUCUGGGAUCAUACCAACAGAGAGAGAAGUGAGGCGUUUGCUGCAAAGAAAGAAAGACCUGCUGAUGUUAAACCGGCUGGUCGAAGCGAUCGUCGUGACAACGAUCGUCGUCCUCGUGGUGGAAGAGACUUCUCUCGGUCGCGACGUCACAAUGACGAUGACCGUCGUGGCAGUCAUGAUGACAGUGGUCGAGGCGCCCGUUUCGGUCGUGGUAACAACCGGUCUAUUUCACCUCGUGGCGUGAACCGCCGUUAUGACCCUGAGAUACCAAGCUACACUUCAAACGAAGACAAUCAGCGACUUGAACAAGCACAAAAAGCACAGCAGGUAAAAUAGUUUAUAAGGAUAUAAUGGUAUGAUAGCAUGUGCUGGACUUUUUUCCUAAAAUUGGCUAACACUAUAUGUACAGCAACUGUUGAAUAUAUUCGCAAAGAAAGAUGAGCCCAACGAAGGAACCGGGGCAAUGGCUCAGCCUUCGACUUUUCUACCUGUACAGCAACAACCGCAGUCUUAUCCAACUUAUACUCCUCCAGCUGCCGGUGUGCCAAUACCACCAGCAACACAACAACAACAAGCAGCACCUCCCGCU
Messenger RNA from Zychaea mexicana, 1801 nucleotides. RefSeq lists its product as uncharacterized. Gene Ontology annotation, molecular function: RNA binding. The transcript is spliced from 8 exons. Lineage: Eukaryota; Fungi; Mucoromycota; Mucoromycetes; Mucorales; Lichtheimiaceae. The coding region runs from base 151 to 1548 and encodes 465 amino acids. The record is from RefSeq and is a predicted model, not a curated record.